Conger conger (European conger) is the source of this 1800-nucleotide messenger RNA. It is a transcript of the gene gnat2, whose product is annotated as guanine nucleotide binding protein (G protein), alpha transducing activity polypeptide 2. The transcript has 9 exons. Gene Ontology annotation, cellular component: photoreceptor inner segment; photoreceptor outer segment; heterotrimeric G-protein complex. Gene Ontology annotation, biological process: detection of chemical stimulus involved in sensory perception of bitter taste; adenylate cyclase-modulating G protein-coupled receptor signaling pathway. NCBI's taxonomy places the organism in Eukaryota, Metazoa, Chordata, Actinopteri, Anguilliformes, Congridae. The record is from RefSeq and is a predicted model, not a curated record. Bases 1 to 1053 code for a protein of 350 amino acids. Gene Ontology annotation, molecular function: GTP binding; G protein-coupled receptor binding; GTPase activity.
AUGGGAAGUGGAGCGAGCGCUGAAUCCCAGAAGUCCAAAGAGCUGGAGAAGCAGCUGCAGCAGGAUGCAGACAAGGACGCCAAGACCGUCAAGCUACUGCUGCUGGGUGCUGGUGAGUCAGGGAAGAGCACCAUCGUAAAGCAGAUGAAAAUUCUUCACCAGGGAGGUUACACGAAAGAAGAACAGAUAGCAUUCAAGGCUGUCAUCUUUGGGAACAUUCUGCAGUCUGCGCUGGCCAUUAUCAGAGGCAUGCAGCUACUGGGAAUCAACUAUGGAUCGUCAUCUGCAGGAGACGACGGUCAGAAGCUGCAGAACCUGGCGGACUCCAUCGAGGAGGGCACCAUGCCCAGUGAGCUGGCAGAUGUGAUCAAGAGGCUGUGGAAGGAUUCUGGGGUCCAAGCUGCCUUCGACAGGGCAGCGGAGUUCCAGCUCAACGACUCCGCUUCCUACUACCUUAAUGAGCUGGACAGGAUCACCCUGCCGGACUACCUGCCCACAGAGCAGGAUGUGCUGCGCUCUCGAGUGAAGACCACCGGUAUCAUCGAGGAGCAGUUCUCCUGCAAGGAGCUCAACUUCAGGAUGUUCGAUGUGGGCGGACAGAGGUCCGAGCGUAAGAAGUGGAUCCACUGUUUCGAAGGUGUGACCUGCAUCAUCUUUUGUGGAGCCCUCAGCGCCUACGACAUGGUGCUGGUGGAGGACGAUGAAGUGAACCGCAUGCACGAGAGCCUCCAUCUCUUCAACAGCAUCUGCAACCACAGGUUCUUCGCCACCACCUCCAUUGUGCUCUUCCUCAAUAAAAAGGAUCUUUUCCAGGACAAGAUCAAGAAAGUCCACCUCAGCAUCUGCUUCCCGGACUAUGAUGGUCCCAACACGUACGACGAUGCAAGCCUGUACAUCAGGAGGCAGUUUGAGGACCUGAACAUGAAGAAGGGGGUGAAAGAGAUCUACUCCCACAUGACCUGUGCCACGGACACACAGAACGUCCAGAUCGUGUUCAACGCAGUCACGGACAUCAUCAUCAAGGAAAACCUGAAAGACUGCGGUCUGUUCUAAGCGGUGCUACAAACACAGCGCUCCCCUCUCUCCCUCUCUUCCAUACCUGAUCGGUUCACCGGCUUUCCUUCCGAACUGCUCCGUCAGAACGGCGCCCCGACGUCCCACCCCACCGGGCGUCCGUCUCCGUGACGAGCAGAGGCACACGCAGGGAUUCGGCCAGCCUGCAACCCCACCGUCACCAGAGCUCACCCAAUCAGAGUAGCGACAUGCACAAAAUGUUAACCCAGCCCGGUAAAAGGCAACAAGGUGUCCCGUGAGGUCAGCGCGUUCGACAGCCUGGUGCGGUACCUGACGCCGGAGCUGUCCGUAGUAUAACGGGAGCGGCUACUUUAAACUGAACAUUUUCGCUCAUUCCUCAUCAGAUUCCUUGGUUUGCCAUUCUGUACGCAAAAUACCGAACAGAUCAGCACUAAAGUUGCAAGCUCUCCCCCCUCCCCUCUGCAUUUUAAUGGUUUUUAUCUAGUAUUUAGCACCUCAAACUCUGAAAUCAUAAUUAUGUAAAAUAAGAAAAAAAAAGUUUAAUGAUUUGUUACCCCAGGUACUGUUGUACAGUAUACAUAUUUCAAAAUGAGGUCUCUACUUUGAUGUAAUCAGUCUGUUAAUUUAAAGUACGCAAGGUUAUUAUUUUAUGCAAGGAGAAAUUCCAAAUACAUAGAAAUGAAUCUCAAUACAUUUCUACAUAAAGAUAGACCCAAUUUCUGUAUAUGUUAAAAUAAAUAUUUUAAAUAUUCAAAUAAUGUGAAC